AUGUGGAGAGCGCUGGCCGCCGCCCCGGCCCGGGCCCUGCUGCGCACCCCGCCGGCCCGGUGGGUUGCCAGCCUGGCCGUGUCCCCCGCCGCGGGCCCGGCGGACGAGCGGGUAGAGACGCGGGUGGCGGGGCUGAGCCCGGGGCAGCCGGUGACCCUGCGGGCGGUGGCGGCCGAUGACCGCGGCUGCCUCUUCCAGUCGUGCGCGCACUACCGGGCGGACAGCCGCGGGGAGCUGCACCUGGGCACGGACGCCUCCCACGGCGGGGACUACACCGGCGUGGAGCCCAUGGGGCUCUUUUGGAGCCUCGCCCCCGCCGGCAUGGAGAAGCCGUACCAGCGGCUCGUUCCCCGCAGCACCGGCGCCCCGAUGAAGGUGGAGGUGUUGGUCCACCAAGGCCACAGCCCGCCCGGUUCCAUGCCCGGGCCCGUGGUGGCCAAGGCCGAGGUGCAGAGAUUAUUCACGGCCCCCGGCGUGCGGAGGAUCCGGCUGAAGGAAGGAGUCGUAAGGGGCUCCCUUUUCCUGCCGCCGGGGGAUGGUCCCUUUCCAGGAGUGAUUGACAUGUAUGGUGAUGAAGGAGGCUUGAUUGAAUUUAGAUCCAGUCUCCUGGCUACCCGUGGUUUUGCUGCUCUUUCUUUGCCAUAUUUUGACUUUGAAGAUCUUCCUAGGGUCAUGAAAGAAUUAAAACUUGAGUACUUUGAGGAGGCAGCAAGGUUUCUACAGCGUCACCCAAAGGUGAAAGGACCAGGAGUUGGAGUGAUUGGGACUGGGAAAGGGGCAGAAUUGGCACUCUCCAUGAUCACCUUCCUGCCAGAGGUGGUGGCUGCUGUCUCAAUCUCUGGCUGUAGUUCAAACACAGUUGCAGACCUCCAUUAUGGUGACAUGACUCUGCCCGGGCUGCGUUUUGAUAUGAAGAAAGUCAGUGUCUCUGACUCUGGUGUAUUUGACAUUUUUGAAGCUCUGGAUGACCCAACAAAUCCUGCUAAUUCUCCUAGUGUGAUCCCCAUUGAAAAAGCAGAAGGCCACUUUCUCUUAGUGGUGGGGGAAGAUGAUCGGAUGUGGAAGAGCUCCUUAUAUGCUGAGCUGGCAAUCAAGCGUCUACGCCAGCACGGGAAAGAGAACUUUGAACUCCUGAGUUAUCCGGGAGCAGGUCACCGAAUUGAUCCUCCUUCUACUCCCUUUUGUCAGGUAGCUAUGGAUCGUGUUUUGGGGGUGCCUGUUCUCGGGGGUGGAGAGAGCAAAGCACAUGCCCAUGCACAGGAACACUCCUGGGGAAAGAUUCAGGAGUUUCUGCACUUGCAUUUGGGAUGA
Cinclus cinclus is the source of this 1311-nucleotide messenger RNA. Its product is annotated as acyl-coenzyme A thioesterase 5-like. Gene Ontology annotation, biological process: fatty acid metabolic process; acyl-CoA metabolic process. NCBI's taxonomy places the organism in Eukaryota, Metazoa, Chordata, Aves, Passeriformes, Cinclidae. The transcript is spliced from 3 exons. Bases 1 to 1311 code for a protein of 436 amino acids. The record is from RefSeq and is a predicted model, not a curated record. Gene Ontology annotation, molecular function: fatty acyl-CoA hydrolase activity.